UCAAGCCCAGCCCCGCUGCCUAAAUCGCUUUGCGCUUCCUCCUGUUCAAUGCCUGCAAGUCUCUGCACGCAGCAUUCGGCGGUCAAUGCGCCGGUCUUUUCCAAGUGCCCCGAGUAAAAUUAAGGAACACCCGUGGACAGGGAGCAUUGUGGUCAACACAAAGGACCAGCGCGAGCACGCCUCGGGCAAGAAAGGUGAUAAUUUCUUCAUCACGCCUCACGAACCGCCGACGCUGCCCCGGUUCCGAGUGUAGACCUUAAUUUGGAUUCAGCUGACCAAUGUAGUAGCCUGGAAGGCGAUAUAUGUGGUUUGUUGUCAGAUAUUGACGUUCGAGCGUUUCGUCCAUCAAGACCAUUAGAAGUUUUGGCUUUCACGCCGGCCACAGCGCAAAUACGCGCAUAACAUCAGCUGGGGAUCUUUUUUUAUGUUACUGACCACGGAGCGAGGAGAACAAUCGAAUGCCUUCAUUGAGAAGAACGCCACAAACACCAGCGGAUUUCUUCGUGAUUAAAACCACUUCUGAAGACUGAGGUCCUUCUUGCCUGAAUUAUACUCUAUUGCACCUGGAAAAUCUGCUCAACCUCCUCAAGAUGCAGCUCCGGACAGUUUUGGAUGUAAAGGUGGUAGAUGUGGAGAAGAGACGUCACCCCUCAAAGCAUUACGUGUAUCUUAUCAAUGUAACUUACUCUGACUCCACCUCCCACGUCAUCUACAGAAGAUACAGCAAAUUCUUUGACCUUCAGAUGCAGAUUCUUGACAAGUUCCCAAUCGAGGGAGGGCAGAAAGACCCCAAAAAGAGGAUCAUCCCUUUCUUACCAGGUAAGAUCCUGUUCCGUAGGAGUCAUGUAAGAGACGUGGCCAUGAAAAGACUGCGCUUCAUUGACGACUACUGCCGGGCGCUGGUGAGGCUUCCGCCCCAGAUAUCCCAGAGUGAGGAAGUGCUGCGCUUCUUCGAAACAAAGCCAGAGGACCUCAAUCCCCCUGUCGAGGACUAUGGCACCAAACGCAAAUCAGUGUGGAUGUACGGCCUGCCUGACAGCCCCACGAAGACGGAAGCCACAGGGCUGGAGAGCGGAGAUCCCAUGGUCCUGGAGCAGUACGUGGCCGUGGCCAGCUACGAGCGGCAGGAGAACUCCGAGAUCAGCCUGCAGGCUGGCGAGCUCGUGGAGGUGAUCGAGAAGAGUGAGAGUGGCUGGUGGUUUGUCAGCACGGCGGAGGAGCAAGGAUGGGUCCCUGCCACAUACCUGGACUCACAGAAUGGCACGAGAGAUGACCUGGAGCUUAGCACCACGAGGAGCGGGGAAGUCACUAAGAGACGCAAGGCUCACCUGAAGAGGCUGGACCGGAGGUGGACCCUGGGGGGGAUAGUGAACCGACAGCAGAGUCGAGAGGAGAAGUAUGUGACAGUGCAGCCCUACACCAGCCAAGGGAAGGACGAGAUCGGGUUUGAGAAAGGAGCAACCGUGGAGGUCAUGCAAAAGAACUUGGAGGGCUGGUGGUAUAUCAGGUACCAGGGGAAGGAGGGCUGGGCCCCGGCCUCGUACCUGAAGAAGAUGAAGGAGGACUUCUCGCCGAGGAAGAAGACCCUGACGGGGCCCGUAGAGAUCAUCGGGAACAUCAUGGAGAUCAGCAACCUGCUCAACAAGAAGUCCGUCAGCGAGAAGGACGUCCAGACGGACGGAGGUGGCGGCGGCGGUGGCAGCGGCAGCGGUGACGUCACGCCCGAGCGCCACAUCUCCAAGAGCGAGAUCAGCCUGCCCAUCCCUGUCGGCGCUGCCGAGGCCUCCGGCGCUGGCACGGGGACCACGGGCGGCGGCACCACCGGACCCCUCGGGGCUGGGAUCUCUGGACCGCCCGCUCCGACAGCCCUGCCGGACAACAGCGUGAGCAGCAGUAAACCCAGGGUCGAGCCGGGCUCCCCGGCCAUCGCACGCGUGGCUCCACACAGGGUGGAGAUCGGCUUUGACGCAAUAGGUUCUCCAAACCUACGUCAGAAGCCUCCUCCCCGUCGAGACGCAAACUUGGGCUUGCACUUGCCCAAGCCGCCAGAGCCCCCUACUGUGGAAGCAGAGUACUACACCAUCGCCGAGUUCCAGUCCAGCAUCUCAGACGGCAUCAGCUUCCGUGGAGGACAAAAGGCUGAUGUGAUCGAGAAGAACUCUGGCGGUUGGUGGUACGUGCAGAUCGGCGAGACAGAAGGCUGGGCUCCCUGCUCAUACAUCGACAAGCGCAAGAAGCCCAACCUCAGCCGCCGGACCAGCACGCUGACCCGGCCGAAGGUCCCUCCCCCGGCCCCACCGGUCAAGAAGCAGGACUCGGCCGAGGAGACGUCCUCGCUCUGCGGCUCGUCCUCGUCCAAAGCACCCGAGUCCCCCAGCCGGCCCGUGUACGAGGAACCCGAGUACGACGUCCCGGCCAUCGGGUUCGACCUCGAGUCGGACACGGACUCCCUGAAGGGCGAGUGCUCGGCGGAGGUGCGGACGAACGGCGCCCCUCAUGGGAAGUACUCGUCCCCCCUGGGGAAGGAUUCGCCCUCGGCGUCCCAGAAGAGCUCCCCCUUCAGGGUCGGAGAGUCCCUGGAGGACAUCUGCCGCGAGGAGUCCAUCUACGAGAACGACGGCUUCCGUCCGUUCUCGUCCGACGAGUUCGCCUCCGCGAGGGACUCCAGCGGCGUGGACUCGGACUCCCCCAAAGGCCCACUUUCGUCCUCCUCGUCCCCUCUGGCGCGCAAGUUCCAAGGCGGGGUCUCUGUGUCCAUCUCCUCGUCCCCUGGAAGCGGCGGCAAGCCGCUCCGAAAGGUGCCCCCGGAUCUGAGCCGCAGCCAGUCCCUAAGCCGCGCCGAGGAGACCAGCCCCAGGUCUUCCUCCGACGAGUCGGGCCGCGGCUUCCGCCGGCAGAUGAGUGCCCGGCGAAGCGGACCGGCGGACGAGGACGCACACUCGGCCCAGAGCCCCUCGGCCCGACCCAAGCCCGUGGUCCGGCCCAAGCCGCUGCUGUCCGCCAAGUCGGAGCCGCAGAGCCCCGAGCGGAUGGACAUCAGCACCCUGCGGCGCCAGCUGCGGCCUACGGGCACGCUGCGCCACGCUGGCCUCAGGCCCGGCGGCCGCGGAGGCGAGGACUCGGAGACGGCCUCGGUGGUGUCGUCCGAGGACUCCUCGGCCUCGUCGCGCAGCACCUCCGACCUGUCCAGCAUUUACUCGAAGGGCAGCCGCGGCGGCGACUCGGACCUGGACACCUGCUUCUACCGCACCACGGACGCCUACCAGCGCGCGCAGGACUCGGAGAUCAGCUUCCCGGCCGGCGUGGAGGUGGAGGUGCUGGAGCGGCAGGAGAGCGGCUGGUGGUACGUGCGCUGGGGCCACGACGAGGGGUGGGCGCCCACCUACUUCCUGGAGCCCCUGCGGCAGCAGCAGCAGCCCGCCAACGACGCCGGGCCGGAUUACGACUGCCCGCUGGUGGACCUGGGAGACCGAGGCGGCAGCCGAAGGAGCAGCCGAGGCGGCGGCGGCUCCAAGUCCAACAGCCUGGAGAAGAACGAGCAGCACGUCCAGGCGCUGAACAACCUGAACCAGCGGCAGCGCCACACGCCGCCCAUACCGUCCAAGCCGCCGGGAGGCUUCACCAGGUCGACCGCUACCACCGCUCCCUGCGGCGGGCUGUCCAACGGGUUGGGGGGGACGGGCACCGGAGUCGGGGUGCGCCUGAGGAACGGCGUGAGACAGGCGGCCGUGCGUCCCCAGUCGGUGUUUGUGUCGCCGCCGCAGCCGGUGAAGGACACCAACAUGCACGCCAACACAGGCUCCCUGCGCCGCAACGAGUCCAUGGGCGCCACGGACGGAAUCCGCUCCAACACCGUUGGCGUGCGACGGAACUCCUCGUUCACCACCGCGCGGGCGCAAGGAGGGUCAGCGACCCUGGACACUAGGAGCCGGGCGGCCACUGCCGUCGCCGCGCCAGGAGGCGGAACCUGCACCACCACCACCAUCACCGCCACCAUUGGCGGCGGCGGCAGCGGUUCCGCCACCUUAGGCCACCAGCGGAACGGCAUCCCCGUGUCCACCGUGAGACCCAAGCCCAUCGAGAAGUCCCAGCUCAUCCACAACACGCUGCGCGAGGUCUACGUGUCCAUCGCCGAGUACCGCGGCGACGAGGAGACCAUGGGCUUCCCAGAGGGCACCAGCCUGGAGGUGCUGGAGAAGAACCCCAACGGCUGGUGGUACUGCCAGGUGCUGGACGGCGUCCACAACCGCAAGGGCUGGGUCCCCUCCAAUUACCUGGAGCGCAAGAAGUGACCACACCGCACCCCCCCACCCAGAGAAUCUUAGUCCCCACUCCCCUCCCUCUCUCCCUUACACUUGAUCAUUGUGUAUAUUUACAGAACUGAUUUAAAAAUAGACCCAAAUUUUUCAUUGUUGUUGUUUGUUCUUACGUUGAUUGAGAGACACAUUUUGUGCGGAUUUAUCGAUGAUCCAGUUCACGUGCAGUCGUGUGCAGUGCGACUGCAAAGAUUAAACUAAACUUUUUGGGGAUCGGGGCAAGUUGGAUGAUACGUCCUGGUGAAACUUCAGGAAAGACAUUGUCUUCAGUUUGGAGAAUGUGGGAAGGGGGAGGGAGGGAGUAAAACAUACAUACAAACAAACAAACAAACAAACAAAUAAAAGAAACAUUAUAAAUGGGGUUUACAUUAAAAAAAAGAUAAUAUCUUACAUUGAAGCAGGAUGACAUCCUUGCACAAAAUACCUGCUUUUCAUGCCAAAUGGGUGCCUUCUUUGAAUGACAGUGGGAUUGUCUAGAGUUAUCAAGCAUUCACCAGUGAAUCAAACAUCAGUACCAAAUCAAAAACACUGUGCCAUAGAUCUAUGUGCAUGGAAAUCACCAAAAAAUAUCUAUUUUUGAAACCAAUUUAACCUUUCAAAAGAAAAAAAGACAAACAGAAAAAUAACAUUGGAAACAAUAUGUGUUAGUGUUCCCAAUGGCGGAGCAUAAUGGCGAUACAAUAAGGUCAUUCACAAUGCAAUGAAGUGGAAUGUUAUUGACGCAAUCCUCAAUGAAAACAAACCUACCUGUGUUGUCAUGGUUACUUGGUAACAACGGAUGAGUAGAGGAAGUCAGGAAAGAAACACUUUAAUCUCCUGUACUUUUUUAAAAUUUAAAAAAAAAAUGUUUAUUGUUAUUUUUUUGUAUGUCAUUGAGUGUUUUGUUGUUGUCAUAUGUUCCUUAGAGAUGUAUUUCUGCUUUCUUGUGACAUCCACACUAAACAUGUCAGCCCACAGUAAGCAGGUCUAGACAUUUUUAUGUCGUGUGAUGCUGCACUGAUUAGAAGGUCGUGUUGAGGCUUAACAAAUUGGUUAUCAUUAUUCACAUCUAAAUCCCAUUCAGCAAUCUGCACACUCUUAUUGAAUCAUGAUGCAUUCAUAAAUGCACACAAAAAUAAACUGAUCUAAUGACAUGAAGCAUGUCUUGUUCUUCAAAAGGUAGAUAAAAGAGAGUCUUCUUGAAACAUCUGCCCAUGUCUUGAAACAAAUGUUAGUUUACAAAAAGGUUGUAGUAUAAUUGUUUUUUUUUCUUGAAAAAGAUAUUUGCAGACAAAACAAAACUCUGUAUAUAUUUGCUGCUUUUAGUUAGGUGUUGUCACGGUUAUGGCUGUGACAUACAUUGAAAAACUAUACUGGAAACAACCAUUGAUACUAGCCAGUCAAUCCCAGGGAAGUAGUUUGUAGGCCUACAUAGCAGAAAGCCCAAAAUGUGAUAGAGCCGAACAGAAGUACCAUCGUGUCUUGCUAAUUUGUAUAGAUUUAGUAUUUAUUUUAGUGGGUACUGGAAAUACAGUGUAUUCAUCAAACUACCCAAACGAGGUUUCAGAACUGAAAAUAAGAAAAAAAAUAUUUAAUUGAGUUAUCUGGAAGCACUUGAUAUCCUUACCCAAAGAAAAGCACAUCAAUAUGCAAGGGUUAAUUUCAACAUAACAAUAUUGCUGGGCAGUAUUAAGUUUGUGGUUGAAGUUAUGCAAUGGGAAACUGAUCUUUUAUUUUUUUUAAAUUGUUAAAUAGUUUUUGUUUCGAUCUUAAGGAUGAGAAACUAAACUAAAUGUGACAGUUAGAACUAAUUGGCAAAACGAUCCCUGUUUUUUAAGAGCAGUAAUAUGCGGCAACGCUACCAUCCAGACAUGGCCUUAGUGGCAAUCUACCACCUUACUCCUACAUGAAACAUGCAGUUAUUGAGAUGGCACUCUCAAAAUCGAGCCCAAAUGAUCGAGUCUAUCAAAUGGCUGAUGUUCAAGACUGCUGAAAUAUUUUUCUAAUGAAAUAGUGUGAGCUCCUACAUUUGGAUAGAGCACUAACUUUUAAUUUUUUCCAUUUUCUGCUGGACAGUAUUAUAGUAUUAAACAAAAGUACCUGCUAGAUUGCAGUUAUAUUCUUUUUUUUUUAAGCAGAUGUUGUUUUGUUCCAGUUGCUGUGUGAUCACACAGGGACAAUAAUAAUGAAAGAAGUGGUUCAUUUUUUUGUGAGUUAAUGCAUUUUUCUUUUUCAAAAGUGCAUUAACACAAAGAUGCAGUAAAUUCACUCAGCACAUUAUUUAUUGAACACAAUUUGUUCUCUUUUUUGUAUUUAUGGAUUAUUUAAUUUUUGUUGAUUUUUUUUAUACCUCUGCACAGACCUGCCAGUUUUUACCCAUCAGUAGUUGUCACUUAGUAGUCUCAAAUUCCGAGACAAUUUGGUGCCACCUAGUGGUGGGAACGUCUUAUUGCAGCAUAUAUUUUUUGCUCCUCAAAAGCAGUAGGUGGAGAAGCUUUUUUACAAAACUUGAACAGCCCUCCACUGAAACUACCAUUGGAGACACAUCUCUCGAGUGAAUGAACGAAUCAAUUUUGAUAAUUGAAUGUUUUCAAAUAUUAAUGCAGCUAAAACAUUUUUGUAUCUUUAUUUGGCCUUUUCAUCUUUUCCAAAUUAUUUUUUCUAAGGCUGUGUGCUGCAACUUCUUGCAAUAAUGGACACUUCCUCUGUUGUUAUUGAACCAUACAUAAUGCCUGAUCCUGUUUUAUAUAAUUUCUUUGUUUUGUGUUACUCUUUAUUGGGUUUAACAAUCACUACCAAAUUUUUUUGGAGUAUUUCUAAAUUGAAGUCAAUCAAGUCAAAACACCCAACAGGUGAAUUUCAAUGAGGAUUAAAUAGAAAAAAAGAACGCAAAAACAUACAGUUACAGUUGAGCUAAAUUGAAUGGUUAUGUUCUUGUUUUGGUACUUUUAUCAUUUAGAAUCGGCUGAAUGAAUCACCCCUUUCCCCGUCUCACCAACGUCCCCAAAACCUUUUCCUUUGACGAAGGCAUUAUGGACCUGUGUUGACCCGCGCCAACGCUAUUAAUGGAAUAAUUUGUCUUUGUUAACUAAAUUCAAUUUACACUGCUUUAAGCGUAUUGCGAAUUACAAGGGAACCGUUGUGUGUCUAGCUAGGCCUCUAAGCCGCAUUUAAUUGUGUAUGAGCUUUAAGUCUGUUUUGUUUGUACUCCUUUUUUACCAUUAUUUUAUCUUUCAGUCUGCAUAAAUAUUUGUAAUUUAAUCUUUUUAUUUUCCUGCUUUUUAUCCCUUUUUGUAUGUUGACAUGAUUCAAAUGUAUUAACGAGGAAAUGUGCAAUAGACAAUAGGCAUCUCACCUGAAUCGGGGAGAAAUAAUAAUCCAUUUUUGUUUUCUUUUGUCAACUCAAACUUCAACUUUUACAGUCAGUGGUAAUUUGAAGUGUCAUUGGCGUGACAUGUUCAAUAUAAACCUACCCUUCAUGGCACCAAUCUAAUUAGUAAACUGUUUAAAAGAACAUCUAAAGAUGGAGAGACACAGUAAUUGAAGUCCAAUUCACAAGUAUGACCUAAAUCGACCCAGAGCCCUGUGCACUGUGUUCUUUCUACAAAGACGUAGACACACGGGCACUCACUCUAUGCCCGCUACACACGGGCACUCACUCUAUGCCCGCUAGACUAUAACCAGCAGUUGUGUGAGCCGCAGCCAAAGUGAUGGGUCUCUCUGAUAGAUUGGAGUUAUCGAUCACCUUAAGCCACACGUGGAAAACCACAGAGACGUAUGACAGAGAAGUUCCCUCACAGUCACACAGGCAAGCUGACACGUGUUAGCAUUGUGUCACACACACACACACACACACAAAAACACAUACACAACAUGACCCCCAUACACACCCUUCAAUGUGGCUCCUAGUAACCACACACACACACAGUCUCCUCAUUACCAUGGCUGUUGGAUACACACAGAUCCCAACUCAGGUCUUUGAAGUAAGAGGACUUUGCGAUUUGCUCUGAACUGACGCUAUGGAUCAGAAAAAGACUUUCCAUGGCCUGCCACAUGCAUUAGUCCACGUUUGCUAGGCGGCUAGUUCUAGUAACAGACAGCAAUCCCAUUCAGUUUGUUCGUGUCUGGAACCUCCUUACAUUCAAUCUCAAUUUCUCUCUCAAUUUCUCUCUCAGUAUGACCUUUGUCCAAGGCUUAAAUCAAAGAACCUUAGCCUGUGGUCGGUGUCCACUUUUCUUCUGUAGGCUUUUAGCUGAUGUGUUUCUGGGUUGCUUCCUCACGCUUCACUUACCUUGUUCGCAGAACUCACCUCCACCAUGUCGCUGUCCGUCAGUUGAGGAAUCUAACAGAACGUUCCUAUGAGAAACAAUGGUCUGAGAGGGGAGAGUUAGAGGUGUGUGUGUGACAGAGAGAGAGAGUGUGUAUAAAGUGCAAAAUAUCCUAUUAGAUUUAAAUGACUAAGUGUGUGUGUGUGUAUAUUGUGAAUUGUCAUGGCGGAGGUUUAAUGAGAAUGUUGGAGCAAAGAUGGUCUGUUUCGUGAAGUAUGGCUUGGAAGGAAGGAUCGCUGAGGCAAGAGUCAGAUAGUCAGUAUUGGACUGUAGGCUGUAGCAAUAGCAUUAAUUUGCCCCUUUCCCUACUCCUAUCCACUCCCAGUCAUAGUCCCUGCCAAUGAAUUGUCGAUGUGUGUGGCUUGGCACCAUGAAAUCCCAUUAUUACACAUUAUUACACAUCCCUUUAAUCGCCACCUUAGUAAACUUGUUGGAUUUUUUUUUUAGAAUGUAGUGCCUCUUGUGCAUGCUGUCAUAGAGAGGGGACUAAUUUCAAACAAAGGACUCCACAGGGCAAGAUUUAUGUAGGACACAUUUUCUGCCAAGCUGGCCAAGGCUAGUUUAUUUAAUUUUAGCUAAAGGAUUUUCAUUAUCAUUACGGCAUGGCUAGCCUAAUAAUUUUCUUGCUCAUAGCCUACAGCUGACUGUUUGACGGGUCGUGAUUUCGUCUGGCUUUUCCUUGGGUGGUUGCAAUAGUAGGGUGUUUUUAAGAUAGGUUGUCGUAUGUGUGCUCGAGGGGCUGCGAUGGGUGUGUUACACAGGGAGAGUUUCAGUAGGUUUUAAUAUAGCCUAGUUUUACUUUUUGUUUUUUUUAUUUCAUGGUAGCUUGUUUUGUUUGUGUUGUGUGAGUUUUAUCUAUUUAUUUCAAGGUGUCUACAUCAGUGAAACUGACGGACAUGCGGUCGAGGUUUCUGCCGUACUGCUGUGCUGUUUGAGUAUCCCGCACGAGGAGAAGUGACAUCGUAGCCUAUAGCUUCCCAUAACGUUACUGGGCAACUUCGUACUCCUUUGCACCUGUUUGAUUUCGUGACCUUUUCAUUUCCAACUUUUCCUCAUUCAGUUAGUUCUCUGAACACCCUUCUGUCUGCAUUAGCGUCUACAGCCUAGAGAUCCAGGGUAGCGGUCAGAUGGGAAUGAGACUAAAGGACCUCAAAGAGGACUUAGGACCGACUGCAUGCCAAGUCAGGGCCCACCAAAUGAGAACUUGACCGUCCUAGCAGCGUGUUCAGUUCCAGCGUUUACGUUAAAAGCAGGAGGGUGGCUAAUGGUCAGGCUUGUCAUCAUACGGAGUCGCUGUCCGGUGGAGUGGCAGUGCUGUGGCAGUCCUCGUCGUCCUCCGUAACACCAGCGUGCCUCAACGCACGUCCCCCAUCAUGACUGUAGAAGGACCAAUAUUCGGUGCUAUAUUCGUAUCAUUUUUUGAAGAAUCACAUUUAUGCAUUAUGGGAAUGGAUUGAUUUUUUUUUUUGGACAUUGUUCGUUUCAUGUUCCCUGCUUUCAAAGGGUAGCUGACUCAUCGCCAGGCAGGCUCCAGUGUGUGUGUAUGUGCCCCGAGUUGAAACAGCAAAAGCCAUUAUGGCUUCAAACAAGAAGGGAGUCAAUCAAGUGUGGAGGCAAUUGUUGUGGAAAUAUAAUGAAUACUUGGGGCUUGUUUUGGAGAAAAGGGGCUUAUAGGCUUCCCUGAGACUAUUUGUGUUGUGAAAGAGGAUGGGGGCAUAACAUUGGAUUAGUCGACAUAAGAGUGUCCCACCGCCUCACUCUUUCCAAAGCCACGUGGUGCCUUUUGUAAGCAGGAGAUGGGUCUUUGGGUGUUUUUGUUUUAGCUUUUUGGCUCAUUUAAAAAAAAAGAAAAUCAGAUUAAAAAGAAAUUCUUUUUUGCUUUGUCUUUUGUUUCUUAAUUUGUGUUGUUGUUUUUGUUCUGUAUCAUGUUUACAUUGUAUCUUGCAUUGCCCUAAAGAAAAAAAUAUAAAAAUGUAUUAUUCUGUU
Alosa alosa (allis shad) is the source of this 10609-nucleotide messenger RNA. RefSeq names its product SH3 and PX domains 2Aa (gene sh3pxd2aa). Gene Ontology annotation, biological process: superoxide anion generation. Gene Ontology annotation, molecular function: superoxide-generating NADPH oxidase activator activity; phosphatidylinositol binding; protein binding. The record is from RefSeq and is a predicted model, not a curated record. Gene Ontology annotation, cellular component: cytoplasm. NCBI's taxonomy places the organism in Eukaryota, Metazoa, Chordata, Actinopteri, Clupeiformes, Clupeidae. The transcript is spliced from 16 exons. Bases 591 to 4292 code for a protein of 1233 amino acids.